AAUCAUACUCACUCACUCGGUCACCGACUCUUUUUAUAGUUUAAAAGGGAGACACAACAUACAACCCCAAGAAAAAACUAGGGGGAGAUAGACAGACAGAUUUUUUUUUCAGUACAACCAAAUCAAAUCAGAUUCUCUAACAGCUUUUGCUGCAGAUGACGGAAACUAUGGUGAUAGAAAAAGAAGAUCAGCUGCUCGUAGUAAUUCCCUGCGAAUUUAUUCAUCACAGUGUGCCGUCAGAAGAUGGAUGGAGCCACAGCCGUCCCUGCGGCGACCACCACUCCUCGACGGAAAACAUGACGGAAACGGACUUCGAAGCCGCUCAGCAGCUCCUGCAAUUGAGCAGCCAAAGCUUCGAGUCUACGGAAGAUGACGGAGAAGACGCCAGUAGUUGUGUGGCGAACAGGAGGACAUUUCUGUCUACAAACGAUAGGGCCGUGCCUAGAAAAUCUCGGUCAAGUGCCGUUACUGCGGCUUCCAGGAGGCGUCAAUUGACGGCAAAAGAUACGGCUGACGGCGUUAACGGAGGAACACGGCGCCGUUACAAGGCGAUUUCUUAUAUUUAUGACAUAACGCGUCCGACUGGUGCGGGAAGAAAUAGACGGUCCGUCAAGAGACGGAAACUUAUUGCUUUCUUUUGAUCUAGGAUUUUGAAGACUUCAAAAAUGUAUAUUUCAAAUGCUGUGACUUCUGCCCGUUAGGGACCGAGUUUCCAUGUAAUUAUUUCUUCCGUUGGCCAAAAGGAGCGUCUGCUUCCUACGUAUUUUAACGCUUAUUCUCUGUCAGGAAAUGUGUAUUCUCUGUCAGAAAUCGGAAAUUUUCCUCGUUACUGUGAUGUAUAUAAUAUAAUUGUUGGGAACUUUUGUUGA
Molecule: messenger RNA, 869 nt
Organism: Cryptomeria japonica (Japanese cedar)
Lineage: Eukaryota; Viridiplantae; Streptophyta; Pinopsida; Cupressales; Cupressaceae
Exons: 2
Coding region: 156-641 (161 amino acids)
Source: RefSeq, a predicted model, not a curated record